Cladophialophora immunda is the source of this 2154-nucleotide messenger RNA. RefSeq lists its product as uncharacterized. The record is from RefSeq and is a predicted model, not a curated record. Bases 1 to 2154 code for a protein of 717 amino acids. NCBI's taxonomy places the organism in Eukaryota, Fungi, Ascomycota, Eurotiomycetes, Chaetothyriales, Herpotrichiellaceae. Gene Ontology annotation, cellular component: nucleus. The transcript has 7 exons. Gene Ontology annotation, biological process: mismatch repair; DNA double-strand break processing; DNA recombination. Gene Ontology annotation, molecular function: 5'-3' DNA exonuclease activity; 5'-flap endonuclease activity.
AUGUCAGUCCAGAAGUUCGACCAGUGGGCGAGCAGACAUGUCGAACUCUGCCAGCUGCAGACGCUGAGAGAUGCCGUCAUCGGUGUCGACGCCUCGUACUACCUGAACCUGCGCCUCAACGGGAACAACGAAGAGCCCCUCAAGCAUGCCCUCGGAGGCCAGCCAUUCGUCUUCAAGAAAGCCUUGGAAGAUGACAUUUCCUCCCUGCGGCAAAAUGGCAUCACCUUGGUGUUCGUCUUCAACGGCCUCGACUACGUGAACAAAAGCCUUCCCGACUCACAGCUGGCGGAUAGCCGAAGGGUACAAGAUGAAGCGUGGCAUCACUAUAUGAAUGGCGACAGCAAGCGCACGGUAACAGACUUUGGAAAGGCCAAAUACCCCGUCGACAUUAUGACCCGAACCCUCCAGAAACUGCUGUUUGAUAACGAUGUUCAAUACAUGGUUGCUCCAUACAGUGCCACCGCGCAGUUGUCCUAUCUUUUGAAAUUGGAGGACCAAUACAUUGAUGCCGUUAUGGGCAGCACCGAGUGCUUUCUCUUUGGGGUGGAUAGAGUGGUGACAGAUUUCAAUCUCAACGACUCAACCUUGAGCAUGGUUAGCCGUGCGGUGUGCGAGGAUGUGCUGAAAGUCCACAAAGACGUGCUUCGAGACGCCCAACUCCUGCUUGGAACCUCUUUCACCCCGACCUUCCCGAUCCUUGAAAGCAUGGCGGCGGCGAAAUCGACGGGCAUUGUAGACGCCAUCACCCUCCUUAAUGGGGCUGGCAAGAGUGUCAUGCAGCUUUGCAACUACCACCGAGACAACCCCCAAGUCCAGAGCAUGAAGUACGCCGACCGAUACAAGAAGGCAAUCAUGACCAUUAGACACCAUGUGAUAAUGGAAAAGAACGGUGUUGUUGCUCCGCUCAACUUUGACGAGGCUCCUGGCGAUGUCCACGAAUUUGUGGGACAAAGACUGCCCGAGGAACUGUUCUUCUACGUCUCCAAGGGCAUGCUCGGCCCGCAGGUCCCGAAUUGGCUCACAUCUGGCGAAAUCGCGCUUUCGCUUCCCGGAGGAGUCUUCGAUUCAGAACCUUACCGAAGAUUGGUGAUAGAACUCCUCAACCCCUUCCGAACCGAAGCCCUCAAGAUCCUGGCAGAGUCACUCAACUACUAUUAUCAGUCCCGGGUCAUCAAAGUCAGUCCAUGGAUUUCUCAGGAUACCAGUAACUUGACAAUCGAGAUCCGAAAUACUCCGCCUAUGAAACCGAAGCUGAUCCAGUGGAGAGUCCGAGGAGCCAAUAUUGAAUCCGUCAUUGGCAAAGGCGAGAAUGCUGGUUUGUUUUUGCCUUGUUUACGGUCCCUCAAAGACGCAGCAUUUUCGAAGAAGACCAUCACGUUGGGCAAGUUGGAAUACCCAGCUCUUCGCACUGCUGACGAGGUAGCCGUCAAUACGGUCUACCGAUAUCUGCAAGUUCGCGGAUACGUUGACGAUCAACACAACGUGACUACGUGGGGAAAGGCUCUGGAGACAGCGUUGACGAUCGCCGACGAGGAAUGUACCAUCAUUGGCGUGGAAAUGCUGAGAUUGGGACUCUUCACUGGGAAUUUCGCAUCAGGAGACCCCGUAGCAAAGACUGACAAGGAUCACGACCGAAAGGUCAACACCAACCUCAUUUCCAAAGUUGCGUGCUUGGGUAGAAUCCGGCACAAGCCUAUGGGAUUUGUUGGACCCCUCGAUCGGCAACUGUUAACAUAUGCAUGGAAGAUCUCAGCAGUCCGCACAACCCUCAGAGAUCUCUUGGAAACAAUCAUGACGAGCAUGUUCCUGAACGGUGACGUCGAUCGGGACCGAGAAGAUUGGAUUGCUCUCGCCCAAAGGCUGCCUUUCUCCAGCGACAAUGGCUCAGGACUUGGAAUCGCCGUCAAGACGUAUCUGGACGCCGUCAGCGAAGAAGCUGAGCCAAGCGACGCACUUAAAACCAGUAUCAAGCAGCAGGAAGGGAAGUACAACUGGUUCGCACAGCUUCGAGGCAGCGGUUACUUGACUAAGAGUCUCGAUCAAGCCUGGAAGAUAUGGGAUGCUAUUUAUGCUGCAAGUCAAGUGCCAGGCACCGAGGUCAAGGAGGCUAAGCUCUUCUCUGAGGCGAAUGAAUGGCUGACUCCCCGACGAUGA